This is a messenger RNA of Diospyros lotus (date-plum), 1585 nucleotides long. RefSeq names its product probable mannitol dehydrogenase. The coding region runs from base 145 to 1227 and encodes 360 amino acids. The transcript is spliced from 5 exons. Gene Ontology annotation, biological process: lignin biosynthetic process. Gene Ontology annotation, molecular function: cinnamyl-alcohol dehydrogenase activity; zinc ion binding. The record is from RefSeq and is a predicted model, not a curated record. NCBI's taxonomy places the organism in Eukaryota, Viridiplantae, Streptophyta, Magnoliopsida, Ericales, Ebenaceae.
AGACCCAACACUGUGUAUAUAUAUAGACAGAGACAGAGAGAGAGCAUCGGCAUUCCAACACAAUUGCCUUCGCAAAUUACGAACUCUUUCUCUGUGCAUCUUUUCUUCCUAUCAUUUAUAUUUGGCAAAACACAAAACGGAGAAAUGGCAAAAUCCGCGGAGGAGCAAUACCAAGUGAAGGCUUUUGGAUGGGCAGCCAGGGAUCCAUCUGGAGUCCUCUCUCCCUUCAAUUUCUCCAGAAGGGCCGUUGGAGAGAAAGACGUGAAGUUCAAGGUUUUGUACUGUGGGAUUUGUCACUCAGACCUUCACAAUAUCAAGAAUGAAUGGGGCAGGACCAUCUAUCCUUGUCUCCCUGGGCACGAGAUUGUAGGGGUAGUGACAGAGGUGGGUAGCAAGGUCCAAAAAUUCAAAGUUGAUGAUAGAGUUGGGGUGGGUUGCAUGGUUGGAUCAUGUCACUCUUGUGAUAGCUGCGCUGACCACCUCGAAAACUAUUGUCCUAAGAUGAAACUCACUUACAACUCUAUCUUUUAUGAUGGAAACCCCUCGUUUGGCGGUUUCUCCAACAUUAUGGUGGCCACCGAGCAUUUUGUCAUCCGUAUUCCAGACAACUUACCUCUCGAUGCUUCUGCCCCUUUGCUUUGUGCCGGGAUCACUACUUAUAGCCCACUCAAACACUUUGGACUCGAUAAGCCUGGAUUGCAUGUGGGUGUGGUUGGCCUUGGUGGGCUGGGCCAUAUGGCUGUGAAAUUUGCCAAGGCCUUGGGGGUUAAAGUGACGGUGAUAAGUACCUCCCCUACCAAGAAACGGGAAGCAAUCGAACAUCUUGGUGCCGAUUCAUUUUUGGUUAGCCAUGAACAAGAUGCGAUGCAGGCUGCUAUGGACACAAUGGAUGGCAUAAUUGAUACAGUCUCUGCUCCUCACCCUCUUCUACCAUUGAUUUGCUUAUUGAAGUCUCAAGGAAAGUUGGUAAUGGUCGGUGCUCCAGAUAAGCCACUUGAGAUUCCCGUCUUUCCUCUUCUUAGGGGAAGGAAGAUUCUGGCUGGGAGUAUCAUUGGGGGCAUAAAAGAGACACAAGAAAUGUUUGAUUUUGCAGCAAAACACAACAUAAGAGCAGAUAUUGAAGUGAUUCCAAUGGAAUAUGUAAACACUGCAAUGGAGCGCCUUCAGAAAGCUGAUGUUAGAUAUCGCUUUGUUAUAGACAUAGGCAACACGCUAGAAGCGGCCUAGUCUAAUCUGUGUCUUUGUGUGCCACUCUUUGUUGGACCAAGAAUCAUGUUUCUUUGUCCCUAAGGAUAAGUCGAGUAGUUGAGUAAGUAAUAUAUCGGUAUCAGCUCGGUAGGUCAUGAGUUCAGUUCUUGCCUUGCACAGUGAAAUAAAGUCUCACAUCUGCGAUGCGAUUUAUCUCCCCUGAUAUAAUCGAAGACAAGAGCAAGAGCCGCGCAAGGAUAGUUAUCCUAAAAAUAAUGCUUCUUUUGUCUUAUUGGCAUUGAUGUCUAUCUAUUUUCAUGUAUUUGGCAUCCCAUUUAAAUCUUAUUUUGAAUAAACAAUAGUAAUAAUCUCCUUUGGGUUAAAUUUUUGUAGUUAA